Messenger RNA from Larimichthys crocea (large yellow croaker), 1827 nucleotides. Its product is annotated as sialidase-4-like. Gene Ontology annotation, molecular function: exo-alpha-sialidase activity. Gene Ontology annotation, biological process: oligosaccharide catabolic process; ganglioside catabolic process. Lineage: Eukaryota; Metazoa; Chordata; Actinopteri; Sciaenidae. Gene Ontology annotation, cellular component: membrane; intracellular membrane-bounded organelle; cytoplasm. The record is from RefSeq and is a predicted model, not a curated record.
UGAGAAGUGAAAUAAACUCCUAAACUAUUUUUGCCAUGUUAUCAUGUUUCAUAACUGUAUAAGCAAUGUGUUUAUGACACAAUCUGAGAAGUGAAAUUAACUCCACCCUUUACUUUCUGAUAAUAUGAUAAAUAAAGACUCCACCCUCAUAGACACAAUGCAUCACCCAGUCUUAUAAAAACCUCUGACCCUAACCCCAGCAGACAAACCUUCCUCUAACUUUACGGACAGACGACAACCAUGGGCAACAUAUGUUCAUGUCAUCAUGAACCAAUGCCACAAAAGACAACAGUCUUUGUGUCUCAUGUGUACAGGAUUCCUGCUCUCGUCUACAACAAAGACAAAGAAAUCUUCCUGGCCUUCGCGGAGCAGAGAUACACCGCAGAUGAUGCCAGUGCAAAAUACCUGGUUAUGAAAACAGGAAGGCUGAAGGAGGAAUCGUCUGGUGAGAGGACGAUUGAGUGGUCAGAACUCAAGCUGGUGAAGGAGGCACAUCUUGAUGGACAUAUGAACCCGUGUCCAGUGUACGACAAAAAGAACAAGAAACUUUUCCUGUUUUUCAUCUGUGUUGAGGGCACUGUCUCAGAGCAGUGGCAAAUAGACAACAACACAAACAAGGCCCGUCUCUGCUAUGUUACAUCUACAGAUGACGGUGAAACAUGGAGCACGGUCACUGAUUUGUUUGACAAAGAUGGACUGGAUGUCAUUAAAAACUCAGCCACAUUUUCUGUUGGGCCAGGCCAUGGCAUUCAAAUGAAGAGUGGUAGAUUGGUUGUUCCAACUUAUGCUUUUCCUAAGAAAGAUCGUCAGCAAAGCCCAAAAUCUUAUGCAUUGUCCCUGUAUAGUGAUGAUUCUGGUGAAACAUGGCAUCUUGGCAAUAUGCUGCAAAAUGAGUCAAAUGAAUGUCAAAUGGCAGAGUGUUUUGAUGAUAAAGGCAGCUUCGUCUACUGCAAUGCACGCAGUAAGGGAGACUACCGCGUGGAAGCUGUUAGUGAGAAUAAAGGAGCUGAUCUUAACAAACACCAGUCUGCUGACAAGCUUGUGGAAACAGGUGGAGGCUGUCAGGGAAGUGUGGUGUCCUUUCCAGCUGAAGGUAAAGAUGCAAAUCCAAACAAGUGGCUGCUCUUCACACACCCAAGGGAUCAGUCCAAAAGGGUUAAUUUAGGAGUGUAUCUGAAUAAAUCUCCACGGGAUCCAGACACAUGGAGCAAACUCGGGAACCUGAAAACUGGACCCAGUGGUUACUCAGACCUGGCUUACAUUGGUGAUGGCUGGUUUGCAUGUCUAGUGGAGUGUGGGGAGCUGAAAGAAAUCGAGCAGAUAGCCUGUGAAGUGUUUCACUUCGACGACAUCAAACCUACUGAAGGUACUGAAAAGAAAAAAAACUGAAAUCAGCCUUUAUCUGAUGUGAAGCCUUCUGUCUGACUCAACAAAUAAGAUGCUGACUUAGCUCAUAGAACCAGCUUUAAAAUGUAUUAUAACGGGCUAAUGCCAGUAGAGAGUGGGAAGCAUUGUGAAGCUGCACAGAGAGCAUCAAAUGGGGCAUUAGAGAGUAAAGAGAGAGAGCCAAACGUCUGUAUGACGUAUGAUAACAUACUAACAUUCAACUAAUAUUAUUGGUGUGAUAUUUACAGGGAGCUUUAUGUUGUUAGUAUAAAACACACUGUAAAAGUUUGUUCACGAGAAAGGAAGGAGACCAUGAGAGAGUUCUGAAGCGGCUUCGUCUCACGGGAAGACAGCAGCAACACUCGAGACUAAUCAAGUCGUCACAUUAUUAUUAACUUCAUUAUUAAAUCCAUUAAAGGCAAACUAGUCUAACUUCAUGAU